This is a messenger RNA of Kluyveromyces marxianus DMKU3-1042, 1923 nucleotides long. RefSeq names its product phospholipid:diacylglycerol acyltransferase (gene LRO1). Gene Ontology annotation, molecular function: phospholipid:diacylglycerol acyltransferase activity. NCBI's taxonomy places the organism in Eukaryota, Fungi, Ascomycota, Saccharomycetes, Saccharomycetales, Saccharomycetaceae. The transcript has a single exon. Gene Ontology annotation, cellular component: cytoplasm; perinuclear endoplasmic reticulum. The record is from RefSeq and is a predicted model, not a curated record. The coding region runs from base 1 to 1923 and encodes 640 amino acids. Gene Ontology annotation, biological process: lipid storage; triglyceride biosynthetic process.
AUGGUAAAGAAUAGAAACAGGUCAGACUCUAUACACAGUGUGAAAAGCACGCAGGAUGAUUCUGUUACGGAGGAAAAGGUAGAGGAGAAGAAAGAAUUGGAAAAACGGGACUCGCACAGUCAAACAUAUAAGGAUUCUGACAAAACGUGGAAGGAUUCGAGACGUCUGAUUUUUGUCUUUGGGGCUCUGUUGGGAUUGGUUCUGGCGCUAUGGUUUGGUUCUUCUGGGGACAAAUACUCUAACGACAUGUUUGAUAAUUUCUAUGUGUUUGAAUCUGUGCAGAAUUAUGUGGGAGAUUGGAAGGAAUUGUUGCCCCAGAGUGUCAGCAAUCUGAUUGGAGAUUUCCAAUUUGAUAAUACGCAAGCCGAUCUAACGGAGUCGUUUGCUGUUGGGAAACAAUUGAGGCGAGACUUGAACCUUACUGACAAGCACCCACUGAUCAUUGUUCCAGGUGUGAUCUCCACCGGUAUUGAGUCAUGGGGUCUGUACAAGGACGAGGAAUGCGAUAGCGAGCCUCAUUUCAGGAAGAGGCUUUGGGGAUCCUUCUAUAUGCUAAAGGCAAUGGUUUUAGAUAAAACCUGCUGGCUAAGGCAUGUUAAAUUAGAUCCAGAAACCGGGUUGGACCCGCCGCACUACAAGCUACGUGCUGCCCAAGGGUUUGAAUCAGCCGACUUUUUCAUGGCAGGAUACUGGCUAUGGAAUAAAGUACUUCAGAACCUUGGGGCCAUUGGAUACGACUCCAAUAAGAUGAUGACGGCCUCGUACGAUUGGAGAUUAUCUUAUUUAGAUUUGGAGAUUAGGGACCGCUAUUUCACUAAAUUGAAGCUGCAAAUUGAAUUGGGUUUGGAACACUCAGGCGAGAAAACUGUACUUGUAGGACACUCCAUGGGCUCCCAAGUGGUGUUUUAUUUCUUGAAAUGGGUUGAAGCCUCGGGGAAAAAUUACGGUAACGGUGGGCCUGGAUGGGUUGAUAAGCACAUCGAAGCCUUUAUCGAUGUAGCAGGCACUUUGCUUGGUGCACCUAAGUGUGUUCCAGCUUUGAUCAGCGGUGAGAUGAAGGAUACCAUUCAACUAAAUACCUUGGCCAUGUAUGGUUUGGAGAAGUUCUUUUCGAGAAAAGAAAGACUAGAAAUGUUGCAAACUUGGGGCGGUAUCCCAUCAAUGCUACCAAAGGGAGGUGACCUAAUCUGGGGUGACCUUGACUACUCUGUAGAAGAUAGUUCUAAUGAUUCGAACAAUACGGACACAUUUGGGAACUUCAUUAGAUUUGCAAAUCUUAACGAGGACAUUAUUCCAGAAGAAGACACGACUUGGAAUAACCUCACAAUGAGUAGCGCUAUCCAGUAUGUGUACGACACUUCCCCAGAUUGGUUGCAAAAACGUAUAACUGAUCAAUACUCGUUUGGGUACGCAACAACAGAAAAGGAGAUGAAGCAGAACGAACUACACCAUUCACAUUGGAGUAAUCCAUUGGAAGUACCUUUGCCAAAUGCUCCAAAUAUGAAGAUAUACUGUUUGUACGGUGUCAACAACCCAACGGAACGUGCCUACACUUACAAGAAGGACACAGACUCCAGCUACUUAAACCUAACGAUUGCAUAUGAUUCCCCACAACCAGUCUUCUUUACGGAUGGUGAUGGUACCGUGCCAUUAGUCACCCACAGUAUGUGCCAUAAAUGGAAAGAAGGGGUCACACCAUAUAAUCCGGCCGGCAUUGAAGUCAAGAUCGUGGAAAUGAUGCAUCAACCGGAUAGAUUCGACAUACGUGGUGGUGCAAAGAGUGCAGAGCAUGUCGAUAUUUUAGGAAGUGCUGAAUUAAAUGAAUAUAUAUUAAAGAUAGCAGGUGGUCGCGGUAAUCUGAUUGAGGACAGACUUCACACAAACCUAACCAAUUGGGUGAACGAAAUGUCGUUCCCUAUGUAA